Molecule: messenger RNA, 7544 nt
Organism: Polyodon spathula (Mississippi paddlefish)
Lineage: Eukaryota; Metazoa; Chordata; Actinopteri; Acipenseriformes; Polyodontidae
Product: ubiquitin-conjugating enzyme E2 R2
Exons: 5
Coding region: 1575-2318 (247 amino acids)
Biological process (GO): protein polyubiquitination; ubiquitin-dependent protein catabolic process
Molecular function (GO): ubiquitin conjugating enzyme activity
Source: RefSeq, a predicted model, not a curated record
CUCAACCUGAACCGUUAGCCACUGCCCGCUAAUAAACAUCCAGGUUUUGACUAGUAAGUGUGUGUAUAAGUCAGUAUAAGGCAAUGGCAGCGAGUGCAGUUACAAUGAUUUUCGCAACGUGAUUUUUGUUUAACCAGUUUAUGAACCAGUAUAAUAUUGAUUAUCGAUUUUAGUGCUAGGGAAGCGGCGGGGACGCGCACGGCAGCUGUGCCCGUGUACGUGUUGGGGUCGCUUGGCGACGUGAGGGCAGAGCGAGGAGGAGCAGCCUCAGCACAGCCGGAAGCAGAAGAGACCCAUCUGUACCCAAGACUCUCGUUACUUCUCACUAAAACAAGAUAAAUAAGCACCGACCACAACACAUAAUACACUACAGUCGGAUCAGCUCAGCUGUGUGUUACCGUAUAACCGAGACACCGUAUCAAAUCGGAGGUUUAAAAGAAAGGAACAGUCAACGAAAACGGAGCCGCAGGCGCCGGACGGGGGCGAAGGGGGCAGCGGGAGAGAUUUUGUUUCUCCGGCUGUUUGGCAAAGGAAAUAAAUAAAUAAACCCUGAGACGAAGGACUCGGAGGAGCUUGGGGACCCGUGAUCUAACAUAUAUCAUCUGGGAUACUGGACACAGAAGGAAGCCGAGCGGCUGGAUUGGUUUUGUUUGUUUGUUUGUUUGUUUGUUUGUUUGUUUACACAGAGCUGGGGUUCAUAACCCCCUUCUGGUUUAUAUCUCUUCACAGCAGCAGCACGUCGACAGUUCGGUUUCUGCUUCUGGUGUGAAGUCGGACCCCGGAGCAGCAUUGCCAUUUCUUUUUUCAUGUUAUUAUCAUUUCAUUUUUUUUUUAAAUUAUUAUUCUGGCAAUGACAGCAGCAUUGCGGAAUGAGUCAAGUUGAAACAAAGUGAGCUGCUUUUUUUCUGUUGGUGCUUCUGUUUCUUCUAUGGCAAGAGUCGCGUUGUGAUUUUAAAUUCUAACAAUUCUUUUGUUUUAAGAUUGCUUAUUGUGGGUUGUAAAUGUAUUAUUCACACUCUCUCCCCUCCCCCCUUCGAUAACCCUUCCCCAAUUUACCCCCACCACUGCGGCCCGAUUUCCCGGUUCGGUUCGGUCCAGGACCCAUAGGAGCACGCCGAGCCCCAACACGCCUUGUACUUAGAAUCGACAUCCCAUAAUUAACUCAAGAAGACACAUUGGUUCCCCUCACGUUUGUUUCAUCGGAUCUGUUCUAUUUUGGGGUGCUUCGGAUCGGGUACAUUCAGACUGGCUCUUGGUCAGAUUGAACCCGAGUUUGGGGAUUAACCCGUUCUUAAUACAUCUUUUUGGACCGGGGUUUGCUUUACCUGUUUGGGAUUGAUCCAGGUCCAUUCCUCAUUAAGACUGCUUUUUCCCAGGACUGCCACAAAAUCAAUUGGAUUUCUGACUACUACUCUAUCAGCGGAUCUAUUUGAGAAGUUGGUGGUCCAGUUCAUUGACUCAGCUGGGAUCCCGAGUCUGCACACAAUAACAGUCAGAGGCAUCUCCGCAUCCGAGAUUGUAUUGUAAACUGUAUUACUCGUGGUGGUGUCGACUCGGUUCGAUUGUACUGCAGUAUGGCUCAGCAGCAGAUGCCGAGCUCGCAGAAGGCGCUGAUGUUGGAGCUCAAGUCUCUGCAGGAGGAGCCGGUGGAGGGGUUCCGCAUAACCCUAGUGGAGGAGUCCGAUCUUUACAACUGGGAGGUGGCGAUCUUUGGGCCCCCCAACACACUGUACGAGGGGGGCUACUUUAAGGCUCAUAUUAAGUUCCCGAUGGACUAUCCCUACUCCCCUCCCACCUUCAGGUUCCUCACUAAGAUGUGGCACCCUAAUAUCUACGAGAAUGGAGAUGUGUGCAUCUCGAUCCUUCACCCCCCUGUGGACGACCCUCAGAGCGGAGAGCUGCCUUCCGAGAGGUGGAACCCCACCCAGAAUGUCAGGACCAUCCUGCUGAGUGUCAUCUCCCUGCUUAAUGAGCCCAACACCUUCUCCCCUGCCAAUGUGGACGCCUCGGUCAUGUUCCGCAAGUGGAGAGACAGCAAAGGGAAGGACAAGGAGUACGCUGAGAUCAUUAGGAAGCAGGUGCUGGCCACCAAGGCAGAGGCUGAGAAGGAUGGCGUGAAGGUGCCCACCACGCUGGCGGAGUACUGCAUCCAGACCAAAGUGCCUUCCCACGACAGCAGCUCAGACCUGCUGUACGACGACCUGUACGACGAUGACAUAGAGGAGGAAGAGGAGGAGGAGGACGGGGAGUGCGGGGGGGGUGCCGAGGCGGGUGACUGCUACGAGGACGACGACGACUCUGGGAACGAGGAGUCCUGACCGCCCCGCCCCCCGAAACAGCCCCCCAUCCAUCCAUCUGUCUGUCUCUGCGCCCGUCCAAAGCACUCACAUAUAGGCGCGCACACACACACACACAAGCUGAAAAAGAACAGGCAGUACAACAAGCAAACCAUUCAAAUGAACCCCCGCAGCUUGUAAUCCAAUCCCAGUUUAUUAACAGACCCUCUUCACAUAGCUCUGGAGUGAGAGAAUAGGGGAUGCAAGGCAGCGGGGUGAAGUUAAAAAAAUUAAGAAAUUGAAUUCAAUAGCAGUUAUUCAUAACAAGUAACUUGCCCCCUCUGUGCUGUUUCCUGUUGUGCAGCUUUUACCAGUUGCUCCUUCUUUAUGGACCUCUGAUUUGAAUUUUAAAAGAGAAACACACGAAUCAUUACUCUUCACCCAUUACUGUAUAGCUUGUGUGAUUCUCGACUCCCAAACAAAAUGAAAUUCUCUUGCAAACAGCCUGGUUUCUCUUUUUUUUUCUUUUUAAAUGUUUUUGGUACAGUACAAUAGAAAAGCAAAACCUCUUUUUAAAGGGUACUCCCUUUUCCUGUUUCCUUGCCUUUCUCAGCAGAUUUCUGCCCUGUCAGGUACUAUCCAGUAAUCACGAAUUUAAGCAACCUACAGGUAGGGAUAAUGUGCCUAAAAUGAGCUUCCCUUUAAAAUCUGUUUUCAGUUUUGAUAGUAAAGGGAUUGAUUACUGGUACUUUUUUUUUAAGAGGAUUUCAGUGUUUUUCUUUAAGGAAGGUCAAAUCAGAGUUUGCUGCAUGGCCCAACCUACAGCACAGGCCACCCCAUAGUUGAAGGCCUUCUGAACUUGGAACAGAAAGGAAUUUGGUCAACACAGACCCAUACUGAAUAGAGACUAGCAAAGUAAUUACUGCAGUGGCAUGUCAUCAACCUGACUGGUAAAUUCCACUGCUGGCUUUUAUUCAGCUAGAGAGAUUAAAACUAAUUUGGCGUGAACCCUACUUUGUGUGCAGCUGAUAGUCUGGCAUAUAUACAGGCUUCCCUUGAUAAUACAGUAGUGGCUAGCAAGGCUGUACAAGAUAUUUUGUGUCUGUGGGAGUGCAGACGUGCAAAACACACUACAGGCCGUCCUGUUUAACAACAGCUUCUUAUGCCACACCGUUUCAAGGGUCUUUACUGAUGAAACACACAGCCACAGAUUUUGCAGAGACGCUUUACUUAUUGAAAGAGGUGGAGGGGGCUCCCUGAUAACCCUGCACAGAGGGUUCCACAGAAACUGCUUCAAAGCUAAAACAAAGCAACAAAGUGUGGCUUGCUUAAGGACUGAAAUAGCAAGGAGGUCAACACCAGGUGAACCUCAUUGGGGCUUGGAGAAUCAAGGGGUGUCCCAAGAAAGGCCAAGAAAGAGAUGUUGGACCAAGGCACAUGGACAGCUAACCAGGCUAUUUUAGGUGUUGCAUUUGAAGUCGAGGAUAUCUCUUCUCUAGGUAGUCAUGGGCUUUCUGCGAGACACAGGACCGCUGUUUGUGAUAGAAAACCAGAUCCUCAUUUUUAGGGUUCAUUGAAAUUACAAGCGAUCAUAUUUUUUUAAUGCCGUAUGGCGCUUGUUUAGGAUGCUGCCAUGUGUCUAGUUGGCGUCCUGCAGACACUCUCAGCUUGUGCCUGCAUCAACCAGCUUUAUAAAUAUGGCAACAUGUUGGUGCGUCUGCCAUGCAGCAGCGGCUGAUCAAUCCUGGAAAACAGAACUCGUACUCCUGUUAUAUGAGCUGGCAAGUCUCCAGAGCUGGGGCAGAGUUUGAUGUCUGCUGACAGUUGCUCUGUUGCAAACGUGUCAUUUCAGUGGGGAGCCUUUUUGUAGCAGUGUCUGAGGGUUGCUGCAACUGGGUAAAGCAGGACUGGACACUAUUAGAUGUCUUUGUGUGUUUAGUUUUCUAACCUGUACAGGUAGCAGCCCCCCAGGUUGAGUCCCACUCCACGGUUGUAAUGACAUGCCUCGGUGUGACCUGCAGAGAAGUCUUCUUUGAGACUGUGUGUAAGAGACCCAAACAAUUCCUAGCACGUUUUAAAGUUUUUCUGGAAUUAUCGGUGUUAGAAGUGUCUGACGAAUGUGCCAUACUACUGCUGUACAGGUAAAUCAACAAACCGCUGCAAACACUCUGGUCUUGAAGUGAGGUUCUGUUUCCAUGUUCCUCAAAUCUCAUACCCAUUUAUGCACUUUGUCAACCAAGCAGGAUAUUUCUGGUAUGGUGUACAGUGCCAAAAAUAUCCACCAGCUGUCUGACUAGGUGUACUAUCCAUAUUAUUUGAACCCUCAGUGCUUUUGGACAGGUGUGUGAAAACUGCAUUAGUUUAGCUCCCAACUCUUUGGAGGGACUCUUGCUAAUUGGUUUGAGCUGAGAAGUUGGGGUGGUGUGACCUGGCUUCUACCCCACUGUAGACACUCCUGUAUACAAGUCCCCCAUAGUAGAAGCAUGGAACAGUUUAAUAAAGCAUAGGAAAGCAUUGUAAAAAAUAAUGAAGUAUGGUAAAGCAUAUUAAUAAGCCAUGGGAAACUGUGGUAAAUGCAUAGUAUAACAAUGGGAAAACUGCACAAAUACCAUGGUAAACUUUCAUAAGAACUGAUUUGGAGUGUGACCCUGAGUGAAUUGGUUCAGCUUUCUUUUACUUCAGUAAUGUACAUAUGUGUGUAAUAAUGCAGAAUAGAGCAGGCUUUCUAAAGCUGAUUCUCCCUCACUGCUUCAGAUCUAAACCACGCUACCCAGAGCCAUGUAAUCAUAUACAGCCUGCAAAAGUGCAAGGUGAGUGUAGCAGCAGCUAGGACAGCUGGUCAGCUGAGGCUUCUCUGUGUUUCAGAACUUGUUGCCAAGGCUUCUGCUUCUGGUUUGCAAAAUAAAUGGAAGAAUGUGCGUGCAAUUGCACAUCUCCUAAGGAGGGGCAGGGGCAUUUGUGCAUUCUGUUUGGUGUGCUUGUCUAUCUCUUUUAGCGGGAUUAGGGGUGGGGGGCGGGCCAUUUUAAUUUUAUGCAGCUGUACAUUCAAGGAGGUUGUGUGUUUGAUUCAAUAUUGUGUUGGGUUGCCUUAACAGUGCAUAUGUUCACAGUUCCUCAUUUGUUAGUGUUAAAAGUUUUAAGAAGGUGUUGCCUACCUUUUUAGUUUGAGUAUAUACAAUAUGGAGCGAUUGCUGUUUGGUGGGUGUUAUUCAGCUGGGGGGGGGGGAGUUGAGUGAGCUCUUGUCUGCCCUCACCACUAAUAUACAGGAAUUCAAUUCCACCCACCUGACCGCUGUGAUUUGCUGUUGGUAGGAGCCUUGUUACAACCCCUAAACCUGUCUGCCCCAUGUUAUGAAUGUGUUUGUGUGUUGCAUUACAAAUACAGUAUCCCAUUUCUAAACAUGGCAACGCUGAAACCCACACCCCCCCUUGUGGCUGGAGGAUACCCUUGCAACUGCAGCUUUGAGCACAUUUUUCAUGUUCCACAGCAGAGCACUAUCUAGGCAGAUUUCACCCGGGUGCAGCUACUGCAGCUCUGUUAAAGUGGAUAUGGUGAAGCGUGCACACACCAGUAGCAUUAUCCAAUACAUUGGUUAUUUAUUCUAAAAAAAUGAAACUGAAUAUUGUGGCUUCCCGUUAAUUAAAAUGUCAUUUCCGCUUGACACUGCUAGUUUUUGAAAGAGAAUUGAAAUCUUUUUUUUAAAACAAUGGGUUAUUUGUAGAUGCCUGCUGAAAUUCUCUUAUCCCAUGUAAGAGUACAAUGAUAUUUCAGUGUUCCUGAUUAUGAAUCUGCAUCUAUCCCUCUGUUUUGAUAUAAAGCAAGCAUGCAUAGUUGGAGGGGUUGAGCUGGUGAUCGGAAGCAGUUUUAUUAAUUUAUAAUUCUAUUUUGUCAUUUCUGACCAAAAGAUUAGUCUUGUAUUUCCAUUAGGCAUUAGAAUGAGUGUCAGAAAGACCUGGGUUGUGCCCCAGGAUAUUGAUGUAAAAACUCUACAGCAUGAAAGCUGUGGUAUAAGCUGAAGUUAAGGUACUGCACUUACAUUUCCACUGGUGUAUAACUGGGUUUGAAGCGAAGGCCAUUUUGGACACGGUUGUGAGGUUUGAAACAAAUAUUUCACAGAAUUCCCGAACAGUCACUUUGCACGCUCGCUUUGAUGGUCAUUUUGUGGGAAUAUUCAGGAUUCUGUUUCACAAAUAUUUACCGUUGCCCCCUGAAUAGAGGUUUUAAAAUCCCAAUACAAAUUGACAGCGUGGGUUACUGCACAAGUAUUGACAGUUUCCAGAAUGAUACGACUGGCUGUCACUUCCCAUGGUGACUGUCUGAAUGUGAGCAGGUGUGCUGUCUAUGGGAAAGGGCUGACCCUGUGCCGUGUCAUUUUCUUAAGUUGUCUCUGUACAGCCAGUUUACUUUUUUUUUUUUUUUAAUGUACCUUUUACUAUCCUAUUUUUCUGAACAGGAGCCAUAAAAACCCAACACAGCCUGUGUUUGUUUAGGUUUUGUUUUCCCAGGUCAAUGUGUAGCCCUUGUCCUGUGUCUGUGGUGCUGCAGUGCUGUGAGUAGGAUUUGGAUAGGUGCAUGGGUACCCUGGCACAGUAUGAUGGUUGAGAGUGGAUACCACGUUGCGUUAUGUUUUACUGAUACUUUGUCAGAAUUUCGUUUUAGCGACAUUCACUGUACUGGGGUUUGUUUGUGUGCAGGCCCAUUGCUACAGCGUACUAAUCCUGCUUCCUGGCUCUCUUUCUAAGUUCAGGUUUCCAUGGAACUCCGAUCCUUUGUCAUGGGGUAAAGAACUGCAGAUUUCCUUAGGUGGCACAAAUACUGCUUUUACUUCUGCUUUGGUUAUUCUCUGUCAACAGGUUACCGGGAUGGGUAGAAAUAAUAAACCCAUAAGAUUUCUGUUCUACCAUUUGCUUGUUUGUCAUUCACUUGGAGAAAAUAAAUAAAUGAGUUUACAUGUUGUGUAAAUAAAAAAUGAAAAGUUAAAUACCUUUGGAUUUGAACUGCAGCCUGAAGAUUUCAAUACAUUGAAAAUGCUGCACUAAAGUAUCUUGAUAGUCCUGUCUGAGCUGAAAUUGCAGUUUUGUUUUCUUUUUCCUGGUUUUAUAGUUUGUCUCCUGUGUUUACCUAUCCCUGUAGAAUGAUCUCGUUCUGCCUCGCUCUCGUUCAAGCACAUUUUCCCUUCUUACUGCCUCUUUUUUGCUGUAGAUUUUAUUUUGGUCUCUGCAUUUACCGACUAAUAAAAAUGUGAAAUAAAGGAUGCUGUAUUGUUA